Helobdella robusta is the source of this 1062-nucleotide messenger RNA. RefSeq lists its product as hypothetical. Bases 1 to 1062 code for a protein of 353 amino acids. The transcript is spliced from 2 exons. The record is from RefSeq and is a predicted model, not a curated record. NCBI's taxonomy places the organism in Eukaryota, Metazoa, Annelida, Clitellata, Rhynchobdellida, Glossiphoniidae.
AUGGCCAAAUAUGAACAAGUUCUUGUUUUGGAAGUAGCUUCCGCCAAAGACAAAAAUGCUGACACAGAAGGAGGAAAGUACAGAAGAGACACACCUUGGCUGGUUGAGGCUUUCCGUCAAAAGGGAGUUAAAUCCGAAGUUCUUUUCAUCACCAAAAAUGACACAGCAGAAUCUCUUAUCCAAAAACACCCCAAAACAGCAUUCCUAGGCCGCGUGAAUCCGAUGGAUUACGAAGAGAUAAGUCUCGACGAAUAUUUGAAAGUAUUGCACGGCUUGAAAAAAGCUGGCGUUUUACUUGGUCCAGAUGCAGAGCAUAUGGAUCGUUUAGGCAGCAAGAUGAUUUUGUAUGAGUUGAAAGAUACUUCUAUGGGCGUCGAUGGUGUUCUACUCCAUCAUUACGAAUGCAUGAAAAAGAAUGAUGGUGAAAUUGAUCGAAUCAUACCAGUUAACGGACCUCCAAGAGUUCUUAAAAUGCUUCGUGGAUCAACAGGCCUGGGUGUCUGGAAGUUGGAGAACACAGAAGGUGAUAAAAUUCUCUUUACUGAUGCUUACACUCAAAACUCUGAAGUGAUUGAAAGAAAAGAUGUUAUUCCUAAGUUUUUAGCUGUUUGCCAAGAAGAUGCAAUCAGUAUGCCCUUCUUGCCACUGAUCAAAGAUGGUGAGUUUCGAUUCUUGAUGUCACGUCAUGCCCUCCUUGAAAUAGUUCAUAAGAAACCAGUUGACGCAAGUGCAUUCACUGCUACUCUUCGUUCUGGAGCUGUCUACACAACAUACGAUCCAAAAGUGCACACGAAGAUGGCUGAUGCUGUCGUGCAAUGGUCUCAUGACAUCAAGAAUGUUCUGAAAAUAGACGAUGUUCCAUAUUGGUGGUCUGUUGACUGCAUUGAGGAGGAAGUUAAGGAAAUGAAGCCUACUGAUAUUCCCAGCUGCAAUCCAGGCAGGAGACUGGUCCUCUCGGAAAUUAACUGCAGUUGUUUGGGACUUGUAGCCGACACAUCUGCAGAAGCAAAGGCCAAAGGAAUGAAAUUUGCUCAAAUGAUUGCUGAUAUUGUUUUGGCUUAA